Molecule: messenger RNA, 1704 nt
Organism: Lates calcarifer (barramundi perch)
Lineage: Eukaryota; Metazoa; Chordata; Actinopteri; Centropomidae
Product: stonustoxin subunit alpha
Exons: 3
Molecular function (GO): protein binding
Source: RefSeq, a predicted model, not a curated record
CUGAUCACAGAGGAAGGCUGUGCUUCUCUGGUCUCAGCUCUGAGAUCCAACCCCUCCCAUCUGAGAGAGCUGGACCUGAGCUACAAUCAUCCAGGAGACUCAGGAGUGAAGCUGCUGUCUGCUGGACUGGAGGAUCCAGACUGGAGACUGGACACUCUCAGGGUGGAGCCUGGUGGAGUCCGAUGGUUGAGACCAGGUCUGAGGAAGUAUUCCUGUCAACUCACAAUCGACACAAACACAGUGAACACAAAGAUCAAACUGUCUGACAACAACAGGAAGGUGAUAUAUGUGGAGGAGGAUCAGUCAUAUCCUGAUCAUCCAGACAGAUUUGACUUCCGGCCUCAGCUGCUGUGUAGAACUGGUCUGACUGGUCGCUGUUACUGGGAGGUCGAGUGGAGUGGAAGAGUUCAUAUCUCAGUGAGUUACAGAGGAAUCAGAAGGAGAGGCAACAGUGAGGACUGUGAGUUUGGAUGGAACGAUCAGUCCUGGACCCUGUUCUGCUCUGAUGUCAGUGGUUACUCUGUCUGUCACAGUAAGAGUGGAACAUCUAUCUCCUCCACCUCCUCUGUCUCUAACAGAGUAGCAGUGUAUGUGGACUGUCCUGCUGGCUCUCUGUCCUUCUACAGAGUCUCCUCUGACUCUCUGAUCCACCUCCACACCUUCAACACCACAUUCACUGAACCUCUGUAUCCUGGGUUUGGGUUCUGGUCCAGGUUCUUGUCUGGUUCCUCAGUGUCUCUGUGUUCAGUGUAGCAGAGUCUCCUCCUGUCAGAGAAACUUUCUCUCUGUUGAACAGAGAGUUCAGUCUGUUCAUGUCUGUGAAUAUUUGUCUUUUCUUAAUUUUCAGAUCAGUGUAUUAAAUCAGUCCAGCCCUUUAAAUGAAGGAUGUUAGGAUUAUUGCAGGAUAAAAAUGUUGUUGACUUUUACUGUGUUUCAUCUGUUCAGAUCAGAUUCGACCUUUGACCAAUGGAUGUAACUUUUCUCUAAGAUGUUUAGAUCUUUGAUUACUGUCAUCUGACUCCACCCAGAGGCCCAGACUUUGAUGAUUUAUAAGCCAAUCACAGCGUCCCACAUCAUCUAAAGUGGACAGCAGUAGAGUAGAAGUAGAACCACAAACCCUUUGUCAGCAAACAUGGCUGACCAUGAGGCGAGAGGGAAGUUUAAGGCACAUUUUAAUCUGUUAAUCAAAUUGUUAAUGUACAUAUUUUUUGUUUAAACUGUGUUUAAAGUAAACAUGAGAUGUUAUAUUACUCAGAAUGUCAUAUUAAAGAUGUAUAGCUGUCAAACAAUUCAUCCAUUGGAAUGGUCAGAGGAUUUUAAUGUCACAAAUAUUCUAAUGCUACAUUGAUUAUAUACUCAGAACUCUGGCUUUGAACUCACUGAUUUCUGGAGAUAUCUCAGAAAUUAAGGAUGUUAAGAGCAGUUGGUUUUUUUCCUCACUUUGUUAUAAUAAUUCAAAAUAUAUAUGCAUUAUGUUUUAAAGCAUCACUUUAUUCAUUUAUUUGAGUUACUGUUCAGGUCUUUUAAGAAUAUUUAUUGACAAUUAUAUUAUUGGUCAGUUCACUUUUUGAUGAUUUAUGAGGGCAUUUAGAGUAGAAAUACACCAUUACAGUAGUGUUUUUGUUUGGAACAUACUAAUCUUCUGCAUAGGUUAAUUCUGACUGUCAUUCUUUUGUGUUUUCACAAUUAAAGCAUCACUGUGAA